This is a messenger RNA of Saxophila tyrrhenica, 1914 nucleotides long. RefSeq lists its product as uncharacterized. The coding region runs from base 1 to 1914 and encodes 637 amino acids. The record is from RefSeq and is a predicted model, not a curated record. The transcript has a single exon. Gene Ontology annotation, cellular component: cytoplasmic dynein complex; meiotic spindle pole body. Gene Ontology annotation, molecular function: dynein heavy chain binding. Gene Ontology annotation, biological process: microtubule-based movement; microtubule cytoskeleton organization. Lineage: Eukaryota; Fungi; Ascomycota; Dothideomycetes; Mycosphaerellales; Extremaceae.
AUGACAACCUUCGCAUCCAGCAGGCCAUCCACUAUACCAACAACACCACAACCACGUCCCACCUCCGCCCGCCGCACCAAGAAAGACACCCCUCGAACAGAUAUCUGGACAUCACUCCUCCGCAGCACACGCCAGGCUCAGGCACGGUCGCGCACUCACAACCUCGAUCACAGAUCACUCCUGAUUCUGGGAGGCUCAGCUCCUGACCAGCGGAACUUUGUGGAGAACUAUGUCGCUCGUCCACCGCCGCCCACACCUCCAACCGCGAACCGACGUGAAGAGCCACGGAAGAAGGGUGAAGUGAGGUUGAGCAAUCGCUUUGCCUAUGGCUACGGGCAUGUGACGUUGUUCUCGCCGCCACAGGGUCAGGGGGGCUCAGUGUUGCUAGGCGGCGAGGCGGAGGAAGUAGCAAGGGUGGAAUGCCAUUGUUUUGCUGGGGCGGCAGAGAAGGGGUACGAAGGCGUAUUGCGGAAGGUGCUAGCGGCGAAGAGUCAUAGCCAGCAGUCCAGCGCGGAUAUUGAAGAGGAGAGGAUCACCGAGGGGGAGUCAGAAGGAAAAGAUGCAAGAAGACCGAGUGUCGCGAUCUUAAUGAGCUGGCAGAAACCCUGGGAGUUUCUUGACAUUCUCAAAAGAUGGCUGGUGCUGCUCUCACAAUCUUUACUGCCUGAGGGUGGGAGAAAGGACGAGAAUCCAAUGGAGGUUCUGAAGGAGUUUGGAGUUGGUGUGACUGUGGUGCUGCAGCAUGUCGAAGCUCAGGAGGUGCUGGAGCGGGAGAACUACAAGGACGACACUUUCGACUACAUCUCGCAGUGUCUGCGUACCUGCAUACUGCCACUGGGUGCAGGACUCGUCUACACACCUUCGACGCCACUUCCAUCGCAGCCUGGCGCGCCCUUGAGUGAAGUUCAAAAGGUCGUUUACGCAAGCCUGGGUCUCGAUGUCGCCUCACUGCAACCAAGAGCGGGCGUGCGGCCAGGGAGCUCAUCAGGCAUACAUCAAAAGACGAAGGAUGAUCUGCAGCCCCGGCACAACGUCGUUGACCGUAUGGCCAUCGUUGUUCCGAGCGGAUGGGACAGCGUUGGCAAGAUUCGACUCCUCUCUGAGACCUUUAGCCCGGAGAUCGUCAUGGAAGGAUGGGCAGCUAAUCUGGCAGCGGCGGUGUCAUCUUUCAACCCACCCUCGAUCGAGAAAGAGGAGCCAGUAAUACACACCGACGAAGCAAACACGUCAGAUGUGCUGGAAGCAACAGGCGGAGCGAUGGAAAUGUACUCGUCGCAGCCGUCACCCGACCCAUCUCCUGUUGAUGGUGAGCCUCCGAUGUCACCGUCAAAGAUGGCUGUUUCAGCAACUGCCACUUAUGAGCGCACGGUCCAAGAUCCGAAUGCCCACAAAGCAUCGAAAGCAGCUAAGCUUGAAGUGACAACGAAACCCGAGCAAGAGUUUCUGGCAGAGAUGCGCGCACAGCUGCAACAGUUUGAAGCACAUGAUGCGGAGCGGCAACGAAAGGAGGGUGGAAGUAGUGUGCAUAGCACAGCAGGCGCUCUGCAACAGACCCGAGAUGGUAGCGGCAGUGCGGGUACCAGUAGUGCGUUGAGCGAUCUAGGAGAUGUCAGCUUCAACGUGGGUGGCGUCAGCUACAACACUGUGUCUGCCGAAGCGGCCAUCGAGCGCCUGAAGAGACCUCAGCAUCCUUCCAGCUCGAGUGGAGGUACCGAGUCGCCGACAGUGUCGACCCCGAGGAGCGGCACACCAAGACCGCCAAAGCGAGAAGGGCGGGAAGGAACACCGGUCACGUCAGGGGGAAAGACGGAGCUUCAGACGGAGAAGUUGGAGGAGUACUUUGCGUCGUUGAUGAAGCGCAGUGGCGGUGGGAGUAAUAGCAGCACCCCCUCCAAGCCUCCCCCAUCGUCGUAG